Zeugodacus cucurbitae (melon fly) is the source of this 2857-nucleotide messenger RNA. RefSeq names its product protein unzipped (gene uzip). Bases 561 to 2087 code for a protein of 508 amino acids. NCBI's taxonomy places the organism in Eukaryota, Metazoa, Arthropoda, Insecta, Diptera, Tephritidae. The record is from RefSeq and is a predicted model, not a curated record. The transcript is spliced from 7 exons.
UCAACACCGACUUCGAUACGAAACGGACGCGCGCGCGCUCUUACGCUGAAUUUAACUGAUUUAACUGAAAACGUAGUGAAAAAUCUUACAAUACUUGAAGUAUAUGUAGCAACAACUACAACCAUAAAUUAAGUAUAUACAUGUAUGUACAUGGGUAUUUGAGUUUGUAACAUUCAAUUAGUGUAAUAAAAGUGCUUUUAUUGCGCAUUUAUAUUGAAGCUGUUGUAGACUCGAGCAUUUUUUUGCAAAGAAAAAAAACCUAACCAAACAGAGGAAUUUUUCAGUAGUUUGAACGUGUAUUGAAAACUGUAUUUUCUAGUUAUUAGAGGAAAUCAAAAAUCUACUUAGAGGUCUAAAUUUAAAAUUUUUCGAUAAUCUACAAUAACCACUAUUUAUAAAAUCCUUUCAACAAUCAAGCAAUCAAUCAAAAGCAUAGCAUACAAGCAACCAACAACAACUAUAAAGUGAAUUAAAUUGAAUUUGUCCUAUCAACUUCCGCUCAACAAUAAUCAGCAUUACUUGAAUAUAUCUUCACACACACAGCGAAAGGACACGCCACGAUGUUAACAAGCUGCAGACAAAGACAACAACUACAACCGAAACAUAAAAUGCAACACUUCAACACACUACUACUGGCCGCCACAAUACUCUUAGUGCAUGUGAUUGCACCGACCAACGCCUCAGUGCAUCCGGUGCUCACCUAUACAAACGCUUCCACACAGCUCGGCCAGCUGGUCACCUCCAGCACGCUGGUCUGGGAAACAUACGACCCCAAGGACCCGAAGCAAUUGCAGUAUGCGGUCGAGGGUGGCAAAUAUGUUACCGAGGACGAACACUAUCCGAUCUAUGUGUGUCGCGUGACCAUCGAGGGCAUCACCACCAGCGGUCACACGGAGAAGAUACAGCAAUCGCAUGUGUGCGUCGCAGCGCAUUACAAGCACGGCAAGUACGAACAGUUCGAUGUGCUGGUGAAUAAGGGAAAUCUGGGCAAGAUUAUUUGGAAGCAUUGGCGCAAAUUCAAUGCUGGCAUUCCCAUCGGCGCCAUACGUAUCGGUGAGGAUGACUACAUUGGACGGCAUAAGGCGCCGGCCAGUGGCGAGCAAGGCACUGAGCAUUGGGGUGCCGACUACAAUUUGGGUCGUUUGGACCCGUUGGGUUUGGGUAAAAUCAAGGUGAUUGAGAAUGGUAAUGACAAGGACUAUGAAGAGGGUGAGGUAUUGGUCGAGACUGAGCCGUUCCGUUAUGAGCUGAAGGACAUCAAAUUGAGUAACAUACGUUUGGAAAUGCGCGAGAAUAUUACCGAUUUAGCCUCCAGCGUGUUGGCCAACCGUGGCGAUAUGUACAUACUCGUGGAGUCCGUGAUGACCUACGAAUUCGACUAUAUACAGUACUGGGGUUCACAUGAGGGUGUGGCACGAGGUCUGCCCACGAAAGUCUAUGAGAAGGAUGCUAAAGUGCCCGUAGAAGUUAAAUGGGGUCUGAAAUAUGUGGAGAAACGUUCUGAAACCAAAUCGGUGCAUACAAAACUCUGGCCCGGUACCGCAUUGAAUGUAACGCUCAAGGGUAACUAUGUGACGCUUGAAGCGCCCUACACCGCCAAGCUCUACGCCUUCUAUUAUGGCAUUGAAGACAGCGUGUCACGCAAGAUCUCUGCGGAUGUGCGCAAGAACUACUUGAAGGACGUCAAACUCGAAUUCAGUCCCGUCUACUGGAUUGAGAACGGCACCUUUGUGCCCACCACGACCACCACUUCAACAACAUCCACUUCCACAACCACAAAUCCCACAACCACCAGUCACGAGCCCGUGCCUAUGCACGAACCGCCUGUGGUACAAGUGAAGAACAUCGGCGAAACGCACUCAGGUCCUGAUUCGUUGGAGAAAACGCUGCACGAUUCACCCAUGAACAAUGAAAUACCCAGUGAGGUGCCCGAGAAUUUAGCUGCCGAGCAGCAGAAACCCACAUUGGCUGGCAUAGCGGUGACAGUGGAUAACAGUGCGCCACAAUUGCAACAACAAAUGUAUGCGCUGAUCACAGCGCUGUGUGCGGUGACGCUGUGCGGUCUGCAGGCGCUGCGUGGCAUUUAGAGAGUGUCGGCUGAAGUGGCUGGAGCAUUGGCUGGCGGUGUGUAGGCAGCUGAGGGAUGUUGGAGUAUAAUGGAGCUUUAUGGGCGUGGCGUUUUAGGCUUAAGUGAUUUAAAUUAGCAUAUUGCAUAUGAGUUGCAAGCUCAAGUUUUAGUUUCGCUUACUCCACCUAUCUCACUCUCUUUCAAUCUCUCAAACACUCUUUCUCUCUCUCCUGAUAAGUUCUCAAUUAUGCUUAAUAAGCUUUUAUUGUAAUUUUAAACUCACUUUUUAUUGCUUUUCCCACCUUGUUUUUGUUGUUUUAGCUUUGUAUAUGUAUGUAUUUGGUGUGCAAAGCUAGUUACUUGAAGCAUCAAAAAAAAAAUCAAAAGUUUUGAAUGUAAUGCGAAACAAUAAGAAUAAUGCAAAGCGGAGGAAAUACAAUAAAAUAUGAAAUUUACAAAAAGAGGAAGAAGAAGAAGAAUCUAUGAUAGCAAGCAAGAUAAUAAAUGAUAAGUAAAAGGAAUAUUGAAAGCGUAUCUCACAAUAAAUUGUGAGAGCGAAAAUUUACAAAAACAAAAAAAUAAUAAUUUUUGAAAAUAUGAAAAUAAAAUAGGUAAACACAAUGCGUUGGGCAUAAAUUGAAUUAAGCAUAGAUUUUAGCGUUUAGUGUUUAGUUGUUGUUGUACCUGUUUUAACCGUCUGCAAAUUGUGUAAGCGCCAGUGCAGCAAAAUGUGCAAGUAACUGUAAAUGUGAGCAAAUAGUAGGGAAAAGGGAAAAGUGGAAAGAAAAA